Messenger RNA from Melospiza melodia melodia, 2099 nucleotides. It is a transcript of the gene CARHSP1, whose product is annotated as calcium regulated heat stable protein 1. Gene Ontology annotation, cellular component: cytoplasm. NCBI's taxonomy places the organism in Eukaryota, Metazoa, Chordata, Aves, Passeriformes, Passerellidae. Gene Ontology annotation, molecular function: mRNA 3'-UTR binding. The coding region runs from base 204 to 671 and encodes 155 amino acids. The record is from RefSeq and is a predicted model, not a curated record. Gene Ontology annotation, biological process: regulation of mRNA stability. The transcript has 5 exons.
UCCUGCCAGCCCAGCCCGGCCCAGCCAGUCACGCUGAUGGAGGCCCUCUGGCAAAAUGGACUAUAUUGUUUUUGAGCUCCUGCCUUCUCAGUGCUUCUUGUCUGCUGCCUUUCCCUUCACGAUAUGACUUCAGAAGGCUGGUCAAAGGCAUUUGUUGUCAGUUACAUCAGUUAUUUGAUAAAAGCUCUGCUCCGGCCUCAGGAAUGUCUGCGGAGCCCAGCUCCUCCUCCUCCUCCUCCUCCUCGCCGCCGUGCCCCGGCCCUGCGCCGCCCAGCUCGCUGCACCUGCCCGAGAGCCGGCGGCCGCGGGAGCGCUCGCCGUCCCCGCUGCGGGGCUGCCUCAUCCCCAGCCCGCUGCCCACCCGCCGCACGCGGACCUUCUCGGCCACGGUGAGAGCCUCGGAGGGGCCCAUCUACAAAGGGGUCUGCAAGUGCUUCUGCCGCUCCAAGGGCCACGGCUUCAUCACGCCCGCCGACGGAGGGCCCGACAUCUUCGUGCACAUCUCAGACAUUGAAGGCGAGUACGUUCCCGUGGCAGGCGACGAGGUCACCUACAAGAUGUGCACCAUCCCUCCCAAGAACGAGAAGCUGCAGGCAGUGGAGGUGGUGAUCACCCACCUGGCCCCUGGCACCAAGCACGAGACCUGGUCAGGGCACGUCAUCAGCUCCUGAGGCGUCCCCUGGAGCGUGGCUGCUGCCAGGUGGGCUCUGCUCAGCAACUGGCUGCAGGACCUGCCUGAAGAAUUCCGUGUGUGAGGAAAUACUGCAUUGUCAAUAAAGCAGAUGCAGGCCAAAAUUACCAUUUUUUACAGCUGGCCUGAUUUAAAAAAAAAAAAAAAAAGGCAAUUCAAAUGCUAAUGAAAAAAAUCUAGCGUAAUGUGUUUACAAGAAAUGUAUUUAAAGAGACCUAGUUUGUGUGCUUGGUGGAGGAGGGGAGGUUUGGGUUUUCUUUUGUCUUGUGAACUGAUUCCAGGAAAUGCCCAGGGGAAGGGGGGAGAGGUUUCAAGGAGAGCUCUGCUGGUGCAGGUGGCCCGGCCCAGCUCUGAGCUCCUUGGGCUGCUCUCCAGGGCUGCAGCACCUUUAUUGCUGAUUUAGUGCCUGAAUGCCCUGGCUGACACACAGAGGUGUUCAUUGCUGACUUGUUUUCCUCAUGGAAGGAAGCUCACAAACAGAGCAGCUGCCACAGGGUGGAAGAUCUCCAUCAGGGGGUUGUGCUCCAGUGCCCAUCGGGUGCACCCCUGCAAAUGGUGUGGAAACUGGUAAAGCUGGGGUUGUUUGUGACUUUAUUUAGGUGCCUUGAUGGUUGAUUAGCAACAGAUUUUAUAGGCCAGUAUUAAAAAAAAGAAUCCAUCCCAAAUUUAAAUUUGCUCCAAGGUAAGUGGUAGAAAACGGUAGAGUAGUGGAUACUUCGCAGCCUCAGAGGGUGUCUGAAUUUUGAGCAGGCUGAAGAUUUGCCUUCCAGACUGCAUGCAGCUGACUGGCAUGGUGUGCCAGGGGCAGGCAGGGCACCUGCACUGCUGCACAGCAGGUGUGUUAAACACUGACAGUUCUCAGCUGUCUUGGUGAAGUAAUUCUGCAUCUGUUUCCCUGGCAAACUCCCUUGGUAGGAUGUGAUAGGGCCACCCUUCCCCAGACUUUUGUGUAGUUGUAGUGCUACUAAAUUGGUUUUGUUCCUAUUUGCCUUCCAUAUAUAUUUUUUUCUUUCAAAUGAAGAAAUUUUCUCUGUUAUUUUCCUAACAGUGGAUUUUUAUUGACUUUGCAAAUAAAAACAAACAAAAAAAGGCAGAACUCUUGUUAGUUGUAUGGAACAGUGUAGCUUCAGUUGUGUAUUUGGAGCUUCACCAAGAGGUGCUGGCUGUCAGGAGCUGUCCUGAGCCUUUCACAGCAGCUGAUCUGUGCCCAGCUGUGAUGUGGGGUCAGAACUGCUGUGCUGGCUGUUUUCCCUUAGCUGUGCCUGUUACACUGUGGUGUGCUGGGGUUUGGGUUUGGUUCUGUUUUUAUGACCCAUAAGCCUUGGUAGUGGUGGGUUUAUCACUGUGCAGCUUGUUGGAAUAUCACCCCCUGCUUUCUUUACAAUAAAUGCAACCAUUUCAGUGCUUC